AGGAGAAAAGCGCGGGGGUGGAGCAGAGCGGAGGUCAACCCGUCAUGCCUGCAGGCUCGCGGGGUCUCCUCUUCCCUUCCCGCUCACCUGGGCCGCAGAGGGGCCCACUCGGCAGGGGCGAUGCCCUCGCCUCUCCCGCGGCGCCCUUACCUGCAGGCCGACUUCUCCCCGUCGUCGCUGGACUCCCGGCCCUGCAGCAGCCCGUGCGAGCUCCCGGGGCCGGCAGGGAAGCUCUUCCCGGGGGGCACCCCGCCCCGGGCCCCGCGCCUUCCGCGCCGUCUGGCCUGGUGCUCCAUCGACUGGGAACAGGUGUGCCUGCAGCAGAGGCUGGGAGCCGGAGGCUUUGGCUCCGUGUACAAGGCCACCUACCACGGCGUGCCCGUGGCCAUAAAGCAGGUGAGCAAGUGCACCAAGAACCGGCUGGCCUCCCAGCGCAGCUUCUGGGCUGAGCUCAACAUCGCGCGGCUCCGCCACGCCAACAUCGUGCGCGUGGUGGCGGCCAGCACGCGCGCGCCCGCGGGCUUCGACAGUCUGGGCACCAUCAUCAUGGAGUUCGGGGGCGACGUCACUUUGCACCAGGUCAUAUACGGCGCCGGCGGCUGCGCCGAGGAGGACGAGCCUCACCGCGGUGCCGGAGAGCAGCUGACUUUGGCCAAGUGUCUGAAGUACUCCCUAGACGUUGUCAAUGGCCUGCUUUUCCUCCACUCCCAAAGCAUCGUGCACCUGGACCUGAAGCCGGCGAACAUUCUGAUCAGUGAGCAAGACGUCUGCAAAAUUGGGGACUUUGGCUGCUCAGAGAGGCUGGAAGACCUGCGGUGCCUCCCGACUCCCCAGCACCUGGGCGGCACGUACACCCACCGGGCCCCAGAGCUCCUGAAAGGAGAGCCCAUAACGCCCAAAGCGGACAUCUAUGCCUUCGCCAUCACUCUCUGGCAGAUGGCCACCGGGGAGGUGCCUUACUCGGGGGAGCGGCAGCACGUGCUCUAUGCGGUGGUGGCCUACAACCUUCGUCCGUCCCUCUCAGCCGCGGUCUUCACCGACUCCACGCCUGGGAAGAAGCUGGAGGGCAUGCUCCGGUGCUCCUGGGGGGCCAGCGCCGUGCGGCGGCCAAGUGCCAAACUUCUCCUGGGGGACCUUCGCUCCUUAAGGGCUGAACUGGGCUGACUCAAAACCUGUAUCCAGAUUAAGUCUUUGUCUUUGUUUCUGCUCAUUUUUUAAUGAAGUGAAGA
Messenger RNA from Camelus dromedarius (Arabian camel), 1229 nucleotides. RefSeq names its product MOS proto-oncogene, serine/threonine kinase (gene MOS). The transcript has a single exon. Gene Ontology annotation, cellular component: cytoplasm. NCBI's taxonomy places the organism in Eukaryota, Metazoa, Chordata, Mammalia, Artiodactyla, Camelidae. The record is from RefSeq and is a predicted model, not a curated record. Gene Ontology annotation, molecular function: ATP binding; protein kinase activity. The coding region runs from base 121 to 1164 and encodes 347 amino acids. Gene Ontology annotation, biological process: negative regulation of metaphase/anaphase transition of meiotic cell cycle; positive regulation of MAPK cascade; signal transduction.